Paramisgurnus dabryanus is the source of this 5288-nucleotide messenger RNA. RefSeq names its product Rho guanine nucleotide exchange factor (GEF) 37 (gene arhgef37). Gene Ontology annotation, cellular component: cytoplasm. Gene Ontology annotation, molecular function: protein binding; guanyl-nucleotide exchange factor activity. The record is from RefSeq and is a predicted model, not a curated record. Lineage: Eukaryota; Metazoa; Chordata; Actinopteri; Cypriniformes; Cobitidae.
CUCAAGCGCGCUGCACGCUGUUCUUUACCUUAACAACGUUUCGUUUUCUGAUGCAUUCAGUGCUCUUUUGGGAUCAAUCGACGUCAUUUUUAUCAGUCCUUAAGAUCCGUGCAACGCCUUUAAGGUUCCGCUUUGCUGUAUUCAUCUGCGUCUGCGAUAAACAAUGAUAUCAUACUUCAUAUGACUACAACUCACCUCCCGCGGUAUGAUCGGAAUGCGUGACGCGCGGCCUACACGUGAACCUGUUCUCAAGCGUGAAACAGCUGAUACUGAAACUUAUUAUAAAGAUACACGCGAAAGCCUCGCUCUCGAGUCCUGUUAACAAACUUUAAUAGCGUGAUAAAAGAUGUUUUACUGUUCUGCGGUUUAGAUGUAUAAAGGCACCUCCACUAUGGCCAAUUCCCUUAAGUUAAAUGCGCCUCCAAUAGUGAUACUGACAGCAGAGGACGACGACAGAACAGAAGGCGCUAAAGAGAUGGAUGACACUUUGGAGGAGUCUGCAGAGGAUGAUGAAGAGAGGAAGUCACGGGCUGCUGCAGAGGAGGCAGCUGCCAAAGAGAGGGCAACUCAGAGACAACUAAUGUCCAUAGAGGAGCUGGUGUACACCGAACGAAACUAUCUGAAAAAUCUGCAGCUCUGUACGGUCACCAUCCACAGCAACCUGCGGAAACUACAGCCUUCUCCACCAAACCUGGACAGUAUGUUCCAGCACAUAGAUGAGGUGAUGGAUGUUUCCAGCAGAUUUCUAAGUCUCGUAGACCAGUCACACAUUCAGCACAGUGACCCAAAAUACCUCGAAACAAUCUGCAAUUCUUUCCUGAGCCUGUCUCGAGACAUAGAGAUGGCUUAUAAAGAGUAUCUGGCCAACUACAAUAACGUCACUGCUUUGGAGAACAGCUACAAACAGAAAGAGACCAUGUGGACAGAGAUGGCUAAAAUCAUUAAGUCAUCUGCUCCUGAAGUGAACGCAUCCACUCUUAGCUUCUUUCUGGUGACGCCGGUUCAGAGGAUCGCUCGCUACCCUCUGUUGUUUCAGACUAUGCAAAAAGAAACAGACCCCCAACACCUUGCUUACUCCAUCCUGGAGGACACCGCGCACGCUGCGGUCCAGAUCAACUGCAGGAUCAAUGAAUAUAAACGCUUCCGUGAAGUGGCUGAUAAGUAUAAGAAGACCGAAAACUUGACCAUUAAGGACAAGAUCAAUCGACUGAGCAGCCACAGCAUUGCCAAAAAGACAGCUCGCCUCAGCCAGUUCAUAAAGAACGAGACAGGAAUGGUUCCAAAGCUGAUAGAUGAAGAAUUCGAUUCCCUUGCCGGCUUCUUUUUUUUGCUGGAGAGGGGUGUCUCAGACCUCCAUAAUAACAUGGUGGCCUAUCUUCACCAUCUACAGAGGUUCCUCAGCUGCAGACCGGAUGAAGCAGAUCUUGAUCUGGAGGGCGAGAAAGCCGCCCUGUUCUCUAAAGAAAUCACGGUGGCACUCAGACAGUGGAUAUACCCUGCAUAUGAGGAGCGGUUGAAGACUCUAGUCUUUAAGCCCUUGAGCUCGCUGCGGGAGCUGAUGGCGGGACCUCGCAACCUCAUUCGCAAGCGACAAGACAAGCUGCUGGACUAUGGGCCUAUUGAAGAGAAGAGCCACCUGAGCUUUGAGGAGCAGGCCAUAGCCAACACAUACAAGACCAUCAACACACUGCUGUUAAAUGAACUUCCUCAGUUCAAUGGGAAAGCUCUGCAUAUCCUAUGGGCCACGUUGGAGGCCUUCAGCUGCCUCCAGAGGGACCUGGCCACUGAUAUGGAGCAGCUAGCUACCAGCUUCAUCCAUCAGCUCCCACACAGUGAUUGGGAGGAUGGUGAGUUUUGGAAGUGGGCAGAGACCUCGGUGCUGGAGGGUUCGAGAAAGAUGGAGAGUCUGUGUCAGAAUGUUCAGGAGACGCUCAAUGCUCCCAUUGUGCAGGCUCUCAGUCCUGUUUCUGAACGGCGUCUGAAGACUUUGACCCUAACGCACGGCUCACAGAAGAUCUACCAGCUGACAGGCCCUGUAGUGAGCAUUCGUGAUCUGGACCUGACCCUCAGCAAAGGAGAGUUGGUUGCUGUCGUCAGUGAGAUGGACACACGUGGAGACCGACGUCGAUGGCUGGUUGAUGCAGGAGGCCCAAGGGGAUAUGUGCCCGCAUCAAAGCUGACCCGAUACCAUCAAAUGACUGUUGACCCACCAUCUCCUCAUAUGAAAAUCACACCCACUGGUCCAGGGCCCAGAAGACACUCUUACACACCAGGAGCCCAGCCAUUCCCAAUCACCCCGACCUCACCCUGUUUUCAGGUGUAUGCCGUCUACGACUUCACUGCAAGGAGCGCCCAUGAGCUUUCUCUGAGGGGUGGAGAACCGGUGCGGGUGGUCGAACCUCACGAUAAGCGUGGCAACAAGGAGUGGAGUCUGGUGGAGGCGCGAGGCCAGAGGGGCUACGUGCCCUCCAACUACCUCAACAUCCUGCCCUCUUUAAUCGCCUCGCCCACCUUCCCUUAUCGCUAAUGUCGGAAAAUACCCCAAAUACCUGCUGGGCUGCUGAUACGGCCCGUUAUCCGGCAUCCAAACAAACACAGGCCAGCACUGAAGGGCUCUUUAUACAUGAGGGGGCGGUUUGGUGCUUAAUACGACUGCUGUUUGAAAUGGAGUGGUGCUUGGGCACUGCUAUGGAGUACUUGAUCUUUGCUUUUCUUGGAGCUGGACAGACAUGGCACAUGGAUGGUGUUAAAGGGACGUGCAGUUACCUGUGAUUAACAGAUGCUCUUUAAUGGAUUUCUCGGAUACACAUUUCGGCUGUAAAGUGGAAAGUACAGCUACUCAGGGGAUGCUGUUAACAAGAUGGAUGCCAAAACCUGGAUCCUAUUUAACUGCUUAACUGCAACAAAUGAGGUUUUCCUAUUAAAUGUGGAUCUUGGUUUGAGUCGCACUCUGAGACUGCUCUGGAUCCCAGUCGGUAUUUUAUGUUCAGUGCUUUUAAUUAUACGUUUUAAUCUUGAAUGUCAAUUGUAAAGUGGCCCCAAACAGUACGACUAUAUGAAUGUCACUGCAUUUAUGUAUUGAACUAUUAAACCAAUUUAGUUUUAAGAAAGCAAGCAAUAUAUUUUACAAAAGGGUUUUAAAUAUAAAACAGUAGAUUUACUUUUUAACAUAUUACAUUAAUGCAUUUGGCAGACACUAUUAUCCAUAGUGCGUUCACACUAGAUGCGGAAGAGGCGGCAAAAACGCGCUAUUUGUGUGUAGAUGGACGCUUGAACAUUUUGAGUUUACUCGCUUCAUUUGUGCAUGAAAUUCUAGUCAUUCGAGACAUUCACGUUGAAAUUCACAUCAUGGGAGGGCCUUCUGCGACUGCCAGCCGGUCGACUUCAGCCGCAUUGCAAAAUGGUGGACAUGGAUGUUGUCAAGAGGGCAGUUGCUGUUUAUUUGAUUUGGAAAGCUGGUAAAUGGCGUGGACUUGUUCGGUGCGGUUUCUGGGUCCAUCAGAUCCUGAGGCACACUCAGCUUGAUGAGUUUCACCAGCUCCUCCAGGAGCUCCGCCUCCGCUCGCUUCUUGUAAUCAAGUCACUGCUAGAGCAAGCUCCUGAUUGGUUAUCGAGACGCGGAAAUCCAGAAUCUGCAGGAUGACUAUUCGCGUCUUUGCAUUGACUUAACAUGUAAACAACGCGCGCUUGCCGCCUCUUCCACGUCUGGUGUGAAUGCACAGUUACAGACACAUGUCAACAGUAUGUGUAUUCCCUGGGAUCGAACCCAUGACCUUUAGCUUUGCUAACAUAAUGCUCUACCACCAACCUAUACAGGAACACAUAUUAACAUACAAAUGAAGAAAACUUUGCCUAUUAAUUUGCACAUUUUUUUUAUGUCAUUUUGGAGCACCAUUGACUUCUAUAGUAGUAUUAAUCUUACUAUGGAAGUAAAUUGUGCUUCUCUUUCCUGCUUCAUUACACAUCUUCCUUUUGUGUUCAGCAGAACAAAAAAAAUGUAUACUGGCAAAUUAUGACAUUUUUAUACAGUUUUAAUUGUGGCGUAAGUGGACAUGCUUUUUGGGGUUGCUGUGCAUUGGCAAUGUAAUGAUGUUGAACUGCUGUUAUUUAUUGCCUGCAUGCAGAUACACUUUUGGUUACUGCUUUGUUCUCGUUAGGGAUGCACCGAAUCCAGAUUUUUUAGGUUCGGCCGAAUCCACCGUUUAAGAUUCGGCCGAAUCCGAAACCGAAUACCGAAUCCUACUCGCAUCCUUAUUCCAUUAACACAGUAAAACACAUUAAUGAAUUAAACAACAUCCACAAUAGUGUAUUUUUCAUUUUAUUUAAUUUUAACUGUACAUUAUGCCAGAAUGACAAGUUGGAAAAACUAUUUUGACAAAUACUAUAAGCCUAUGCAUAAUGAAAGCGAUGCGUUGCGACACGCUCGUUUUUACAAUAAGCAAGCAGCUCCGUGCUGAAAACUAUAUUUAACUUUGAGUGAGAAGCUCCGCUCGUCAAUGUCAGGUUUCACACGGCCGUCCAAUUACAGUGGAGGAGGGGCGGGACAUUACCACAGCAACCAACCGGCUCACAGCUGAAGCAUCACAGCUACCAAGCGCUCGGCUGAAAAACAGCUGGAAUUUGGCGUCCUCAAGGCGUUUUCAGCCGUGUUUAAAAGUUUUGGUGUGUCCAGCCCCUAAGGCUCACCGAAAGAAAAAGCUCAUCUCCACGUCAGCACCCGAUGUGUGUAAUCUACGGCCGCGUGACGUCGACCUGCGUAGCGCAAGCCUAGGGUUCGGUUCGGUGGAAAAAAAAUCUAGGAUUCGGCCGAAUCCGAACCCCGUCAAAAAGCCCAGUAUUCGGCCGAAUCCGAAUCCGAAUCCUGGAUUCGGUGCAUCCCUAGUUCUCGUGUUGGUGACCUCAUAACCUCUUUUAUGAAGAACUUGACCUAAAUUUACAGAUUCGUGCUUGCAUAUGUGGUUGCUGCAGUAUCUGUUAUUGUGAAGUCUGCCUGCAGUAUCAUCUUCUGUCCACUAGAGGCACCAGAGUAUCUUUUGUGAACCUUUCCAGCGUUACCUUAUUCAGUGUUGUGCUAAUCCCUUCAAACAGUCAUAUAUUAUUCAUCUGAUCCUCACAAUCGCCUUAACAGGAAUCCAAUGGGAAACAGUUCACCUCAGUUGCCUGCUGUUCUUCUGGUGAUACUCCCCUUGCAUAUGGCAUCUUUUGUAUAUUUCACUUAUUUAUUUUUAUUUAUUUAUACACUAACUCGUAAAUUGUUGGUUCAUGCUUGAAUUAAACCUCCAGACCUG